This is a messenger RNA of Camelina sativa (false flax), 715 nucleotides long. RefSeq names its product elongator complex protein 5-like. The record is from RefSeq and is a predicted model, not a curated record. NCBI's taxonomy places the organism in Eukaryota, Viridiplantae, Streptophyta, Magnoliopsida, Brassicales, Brassicaceae. Gene Ontology annotation, molecular function: tRNA binding. Gene Ontology annotation, biological process: tRNA wobble uridine modification. Gene Ontology annotation, cellular component: nucleus; cytosol; elongator holoenzyme complex.
UUUGAAAGUUGCAACAAAGCUUCUUCUUUUUUCACCGGAGAGAGAGCUUUAGGAGAAUCUCUCAACAAUGGCGGAAUCGAUUUUCAGAAAGCUAAGAGACGGUGGAGAAGAAGGCGAACUCGCACCAGCUCUCACCAUUGAAGAAACCGUAGCUUCCCCUUUCGGACUCGAUGUCUCAGGCUAUCUUCUCACAAAUCUAUCUUCAUCAAUCUUGGCUGGAAAAUCCAAGUCGCAGGGUCUCGUGUUGAUCACAUUCUCGCGAAGCCCUUCGUUCUAUUUGCAAUUGUUGAAGCAAAAAGGAAUCGUUGUCACUUCAUCUUCUAAAUGGAUUCGUGUUUUGGAUUGUUACACUGAUCCACUAGGCUGGAUUGAUCAGUCUUCAACUGGUGUUACUGAAGGUUCAAGUUUGGUUAAGCUACACAAGUGUGUGAGUGACUUGAAAAGGCUUUUAACUUCAAUCAUUGAAGCGGGAAGAGAGUUGGUUGGAGAUGGGAAGACACGUUUCUGUGUUGCUAUAGAUUCCGUGAAUGAGUUGCUAAGACGUUCUUCUAUGCCAUUAGUUUCUGGUCUUUUAACAGAUCUUCGAAGCCACGGUACUUUGCAACAUGAAACCUGAACACUAGUCUAUUACUCUAGAAGAAGGAAAUAAACAAAACAAAAUCCUAAAAGGAUUAGGAAUGAUGGUACAGCAGUAUAUAAACAAUGCUAGGCUACG